AGCUGAGCUUCUUCUCCACAGCUAAAGCAGAACACACAGCAGCAUCAGACUGAGCCCUGAGAGGAGCAGGGAUGAUCUGGAGAGUUACAGCACUGACUCUGCUCUAUUCAGCGGUCCUCAGUGAAGCGCUCACCUUCUACAGACCUCUGUUUCACCAACAGUCCAGAAACACCAGGAGAAGACGAGACAGCUGGGCGGUCACUUCCAACUUCGUGGAGUGUAAGAGUCCGGUCAGCCCUAAAGAGCACAAGGUCCUGGACACGAACACCUACGAGACAGGGUUUCAUGGAGAUGAUGGCUUUACUUUUAGUCUCACCUGGGUAGGGGAUGGGACUGGGGUUAUUCUAGUGCUGUCCACAGUCAGUUCUUCACUGGAGUCAUUUUAUGAAGGAGGCUACUCUCGAUUAUACAGGAGUGAAGACUAUGGAAAAGCCUUCCAUGAUAUUUCCCAUGCAGUUAACCAUACCUUCAUAAAGAAGGACUUUGGCAUCUGUGCAGGACCUGGAAACUCUCAGCAGGUAAUUUUAAUAGCCGAACUGCCAACUACUCACAACCCAGGAGGUGUCAUAUUUACAUCAGUGGAUGCGGGAGUGACUUUUAAAUCAGUCCAGCUGCCCUUCCAUCCAGCGCAGCCAAUAUCAUUUCAUGACAAGAACAAGGAAUGUCUGCUGGUCAUUGGCACAGAUGGUGGUUUGUGGCUCUCUCAGGACUUUGGCAAAAAAUGGUCUAAAAUUCAUGAUGGAGUGUACUCUUUUACAUGGGGACCAGGCAACACCCUGUUUUUCAGCUACAGCCCUAAAAACACAGUGGACGCAGAUAAACAAGGAAAACUUUUGCUGAGACGUACACAAGACCUGGGCAGAACUUUUACUACCAUUUCUCAGAACAUCUUCACAUUCGGCUACAUUGGAGGCUUCUUAUUUACCUCUGUCUUGGAGAAGCAGGGUUCUCCACGGGUUAUCUACGUGUCUUCAGACCAGGGAGAAAAUUUCAACAAAGCUCUGCUGCCAACCGCCACCUCAGAGCAGUUCUACUCUCUUUUGGACGGUGAUGAGGACAUGAUCUUUAUACAUGUGGACAGCCCUGGAGAAAACUCGCAUUUCGGGACGAUCUAUACCUCAGAUGACCGUGGCAUCCUGUACUCCAAGUCACUGGAGCGACACCUUUUUGGUAUGGAAAGGAAGAGUGACUUUACCAAUGUGACAUCACUGAGAGGAGUCUACCUUACCAAUGUCCUGAAGAAAGAUGGAAGAAUUACCACGGUCAUCACAUUUAAUAAAGGUGGAGAGUGGAUACCACUAAGAAAGCCACAGAAUGUUGACUGUGGAAGAAAUGUUAAAAAGUGUAACCUACACAUCCAUGGAGAGCACUGUCACUACAGCGGUAUUUCCCCCAUGGUGCCUCUGACCGAUCCUUCUGCUGUUGGCCUCAUCAUUGCUCAUGGUAGUGUUGGGGAUUCAAUCUCAGCAUCUAAGCCAGAUGUGUAUGUAUCCUCGGAUGGGGGUUACAACUGGAUCGGCACACUGAGGGGGCCUCACUUCUACAGCAUACUGGAUUCAGGGGGCCUGUUAGUGGCUGUGGAGGCUCACAAAGACCGGCCAGUUCAUGUCAUAAAGUUCUCCACAGAUGAGGGUCAGUGUUGGAAGACUUAUAAUUUUACUACGCAUCCUUUCUUUAUUGCCGGCCUAGCAUCCGAGCCUGGAAGUAAGACCAUGAACAUAAGUGUGUUUGGAUACCGACCUGAUGACGACGAUCAGCCCAUGUGGGUUGCAGUUACCAUAGACUUUGAGAAGCUGCUGACCAGAGAGUGUGGAGAUGAGGACUAUACGGAGUGGCUGGCCCAUUCCGACUCAUCAGAGACUGCUGGGUGUGUCUUAGGCUACAAGGAGACGUUUAGGAGAUUAAAAAUGAUGUCCGUCUGCAGGAAUGGUCGAGACUAUGUGGUCAGCAAGCAACAGAUGCCAUGUCCCUGUACCAGAGAAGAUUACAUGUGUGAUUAUGGAUACUAUCACAAUGAAAACAGCUCUGAAUGUGUGCUACAGGAGGGCUUCAUAGACAAGACACCGAAGAACUGCGUAGAAUCGGACAAGCAUCAGAUAACGGGGUAUCGAAAGAUCCCCAGUGAUAAGUGUGAAGGAGGUUUCAGCCCCCCACAUCAAAAGAUUCAUUGUGGGAACUCCAGUAAUACUUCCAACUCAACCCAACCUUACGAAGGAACAAAGGAAGUGUGGUUGCAGAUUGUAAUGGGCGUCAGUGUUGGGAUCGUACUGCUGGCCAUCGUUGUUGCAGUUGCUGUUACAGCCCACAGAAGGAAAUACAGUCAAAGGUCGACAGCAUACCGCUUCUCUGCACUCCAGCUGCGUGAAGACGGGCCCAACAUGGAAAGUGCACCAAACAGUAACCGAGCCAGCUACCAAGAAGAUUCAGAUGAUGAUCUUAUUGAAUGAGCAGCUUUGAACUCUUUGAGACUUCAGCCUGGUCCUUGACAUUUUUGCACUUAUCCAAAUCCAAAUCCAAAAUACAAAUACAAAAUAUACCUUCAUCCUGCAGAUCAUAGAGGCACUGGAACAAGAAUAGGAAAAAUGUUGCAACAAUGUGCCACAUUAUUUAUUACCAUGUAUCUGUUUAGUUUAGAGCCUCUGAGGUGACACUGUGGUUAUCUGUAAUAUGGCAUGGCCAAAGGAUAAUAUAUUAAACUGAAAAAUAAUAUAUAGAGACCACAGGAUAUUAUAAUGAGGUCAAGAAAAUAUAUAUUGAGGACACAACAUAAUAUAUGGAGGCUACAAAAUAAUAUAUGGAGGCCACAAGCUAAUAUAUUUAAGCCACCAGAUAAUAAACAGUGGCUUGCAAAUGUUUUCACAUUUUGUUACCUUACAACCACAAACUUAAAUGUAUGUUAUUGAGAUUUUAAGUGAUAAACCAUCUACAUUUAGCAUAUAAUUGUAAAGUGGAAUCAAAAUAAUACAUGUUUUUUACAUUUUUAAUUAAAAAAAAACAAUUAAAAAUCAAUGAAAACCGAGUGCAAUUGAUUGCCUUCAGAAGUCACUUAAUUAGUUAACAGAGUUCAGCUGUGUGUAAUUAAGUUUCAGUAUAAAUACAGCUGUUCUGUGAAGCCCUCGGGGGUUUGUUAGAGAACAGUAGUGAACAAACAGCAUCAUGAAGACCAACGAACUUACCAGACAGGUCAAAGAUACAGAUGAAGAGAAUUUGUUGCUGAAAGAAAGACAUAAGAAGUGCCUUUUGCACAAGCCAUGUACAGUAGGCCACACAGCAAACAUGUGAAAUAAGGCACUGUGGUCAAAUAAGACCAUUUUAUAUUCAGAAGGGACCGGAAAGCUGGUCAGAGUUAGUGGGAAGAUGGAUGCAGAUAAACACAGGGCAAUCGUGGAAGAAAACCUGUUGGAGGUUGCAAAAGACUUGAGACUGGGAAGGAAAUUCACCUUCCACCAAGACUAUGACCCUAAACUUACUACAGUGGAAUGGGUAGAUCAUAGAAUAUCCAUGUGUUAGAAUGUCCUAACCUAAAUACCAUUGAGCUUCUGUGGCCUGACAUAAAACUGUUGUUUACAGACAUUCUCCCUCUAACCUGGCUGAGCUUGAGCUAUUUUGCAAAGAAGAAUGGGCUACAAAUCUCAGUGCACAGAUGUGCAAAGCUGGUAGAUACAUACCCCAAAAGACCAUUAGCUUUUAAUUUCAGCAAAAUGUGGUUUUAAUAAGUAUUAAUAUAGGAGGGUGAAUACUUUUGCAUGUCACACUUUUCUGAUUUUUAUUUGAUUUAGAUUUUGAAAACCAUAUAUCACUUUUGUUCCACUUCUAAAUCAUGUGCUACUUUGUAUUGGUCUAUCACUCAAAAUCCAAAAAAACAUUUAAAUGUGUGGUUGUAAGGUGCAAGGCGUAUGAAUUCUUUUGCAAGCCAUUUUACAUUGAUCAGGAAGUGUUAUCUCGCGGGACAGCUUGGGAAUGCCCACGUCUGUAUAAGUUGUGAGGUGUUAUCUUGUGAGUGAGGUUGAACUCUGACAGGUAUGGUCAUGGCAACCUGAAUUACUGAAGUUUGAGUGGGUGACUUUUGGCAUGUCAAUUUAUUAAUUUAAUUUUCAAUAAAUUAAUAAGUGUCCUCAGUGGAUUAUUUUUUUAUGAUAAUUAUUUAUUUGAACUUGUGUUUUUUCAGUUCUCACUUAUAAUAAGCACUUCCUCCAUGACACAAAGCUAUCAGUAUUGGGAGGGGGAAGGGUAGCAUGUGCUUCUCCUCAGGCACAUCAAGCCAGCCAAUCGUAUCUUUUUAAAGUGCUGCAUUAAACUCAACCUCACUGGGUGACGUGGAGAGGGGGGGCCAUCUUACCCACACAGACUGAGCAAAGACUUUCAUGAUCUUCACAUUCCAGGCCAUGGGUGGCUGUGGCAUCAUUAGGGAUAGAACCUGCAAACCUUAGGCCAUGCCUAAUUAAAAUAACCUGUAUUUUAGUUUUAUUUCACUCAGUAAGCACUGGAUACUACUAUACUAUAUUUUCAUUUGCCGUGAUUUUAACUCUCUCAUUACCCCACCUUUAAAGCUGCUGCUAUUAAAGUUUUCCUGAAAACAUGCUUGACAAGAGUGGAGAAUAAAGAUUUCUGCUAUUGGUUAUCUGUCAUGAAUUUCAAAUAAACUUUCUAAAAAUAA
Messenger RNA from Astyanax mexicanus (Mexican tetra), 4657 nucleotides. RefSeq names its product sortilin. Gene Ontology annotation, molecular function: protein binding. The coding region runs from base 72 to 2447 and encodes 791 amino acids. Gene Ontology annotation, cellular component: Golgi apparatus; membrane. NCBI's taxonomy places the organism in Eukaryota, Metazoa, Chordata, Actinopteri, Characiformes, Acestrorhamphidae. The record is from RefSeq and is a predicted model, not a curated record. Gene Ontology annotation, biological process: Golgi to endosome transport; vesicle organization; endocytosis. The transcript is spliced from 21 exons.